Molecule: messenger RNA, 699 nt
Organism: Zasmidium cellare ATCC 36951
Lineage: Eukaryota; Fungi; Ascomycota; Dothideomycetes; Mycosphaerellales; Mycosphaerellaceae
Exons: 3
Coding region: 1-699 (232 amino acids)
Biological process (GO): fatty acid elongation; very long-chain fatty acid biosynthetic process; sphingolipid biosynthetic process
Cellular component (GO): endoplasmic reticulum membrane
Molecular function (GO): 3-hydroxyacyl-CoA dehydratase activity
Source: RefSeq, a predicted model, not a curated record
AUGGACCGGCCAAACGACUCGCAGAAACCUCCUCAGCAAGCUGAUACGCAAUCGCGAAAGAAGAGCGCGCCUUCAGGAGCAAAAGCUGGAUACCUGAUCCUCUACAACUCCGUCUCCGCAUUACUCUGGUCGGUGGUUCUGGGAAGAGUCGUCUUGAUAUUGGCACUCCAUGGAUACCAAGCAGUGUAUCUCGGCACUGGGGAGUUCACGAAAUGGACACAAACGCUGGCUGCAUUGGAGGUGCUGCAUGCUGCGAUAGGUCUCGUCCGCGCGCCCCUCUUCACAACCCUCAUGCAGGUCGCCUCUCGCUUCCUCCUCGUCUGGGGCAUCGUGCACAACUUCCCCAACACCACUGCGCGCAGCAGCCCCUUCUACUCCAGCAUGCUCAUCGCGUGGAGCGUGACGGAGGUGAUUCGGUACAGCUACUUCGCCCUCAACUUGCUGUAUGGGAAAGUGCCGGGGUUCUUGACGUGGUUGAGGUAUAAUACGUUUUUUGUGCUGUAUCCAUUGGGGAUCAGCAGUGAGUGUUGGCUGGUUUGGAAGGCGAUUGAGCCGGCGAGGACCUGGAAUUUGGCGUAUGAGUGGGUGUUGAAGUUGGUGCUUUUCGUCUAUGUGCCUGGCGCGUAUAUUCUGUAUACGCAUAUGAUGGCUCAGCGGAGGAAGGUCAUGCGUGGAGAUUCGGCGAAGAAGUCAAAGUGA